AUGUCUGCAUAUAAAGAAAAUUAUAGGAAGAAGAGUGAGAAUUUUUUAAGUCCUAACAAAUAUAAUCAUGAUAAUCAUAAUACUGAAAAUAUUAAUGAUAACAAUAAUAAUCAUGAAAUUUGUAAGCAUAACAAUAAUAUCAACAAUGAUAUAAAUGAAAAUGAAAAUCUAAAUAACAAUGUCAACCAUAGUAACAGUGAUGGUAACAGUGAUAAUAAAGUCGCAAGAAUGUCCAGUCAACCUAAAGAUCAAAUAUGGGAGAAAUUUGAAAUAAUUUAUUAUG
Molecule: messenger RNA, 283 nt
Organism: Acaulospora morrowiae
Lineage: Eukaryota; Fungi; Glomeromycota; Glomeromycetes; Diversisporales; Acaulosporaceae
Source: the annotation of a GenBank genome assembly